CCGGACCGGCGAGCGGAGCAGGCGGCCGGCUCCUGAGUCUUGGACUUCCCCGGGCCCCUCCCCCGGCCCUGCCCCCGGCCCGCCGCGCCUCCCUGCAGGGGCUAGCGCGGGCGGCGGCUCCGCGGGGGCGGGGCUGCGGGGAUGGCUGUGCCCCCUCCGGCUUCCCUGCCGCGCUCGCCCAGCUACCUGCGCGGGCGGGCGCCUUGCCCGCAGUGCUCAUGGGGCAUGGAGGAGAAGGCGGCGGCCGGUGCGGGCUGCCGGGAGCCUCCGGGCCCCCCGAGGGCGGCCGCCGUCCCGAGCUUUGCCGUGUCGGUGGACCCUCACGACAUCCUCCCCGGAGCCCUGCGCCUCAUCCGGGAGCUGCGGCCGCGCUGGAAGCCAGAGCAAGUUCGCACCAAGCGCUUCACCGAUGGCAUUACCAACAAGCUGGUGGCCUGCUAUGUGGAAGAGGACAUGAAGGACUGCAUGCUGGUCCGGGUAUAUGGGGAGCGGACGGAGCUGCUAGUGGACCGGGAGAAUGAAGUCAGGAACUUCCAGCUGCUUCGAGCACAUGGCUGUGCCCCUAAACUCUACUGCACCUUUCAAAAUGGGUUGUGCUAUGAGUACAUGCCAGGUGUGGCUCUGGAGCCUGAGCACAUCCGGGAACCCCGGCUCUUCAGGUUAAUCGCCUUAGAAAUGGCCAAGAUCCAUGCCAUCCAUGCCAACGGAAGCCUGCCCAAGCCCGUACUCUGGCAGAAGAUGCAGAGUUACUUCAUGCUGGUGAAGAAUGAGAUCAACCCUAGCCUCUCUGCAGAUGUCCCUGAGGUGGAGGUGUUGGAGCAGGAGCUGGCCUGGCUGAAGGAGCACCUGUCCCAGCUGAACUCCCCUGUGGUAUUCUGUCACAACGACCUACUUUGCAAGAACAUCAUCUAUGACGGUGCCAAAGGUCAUGUGCAGUUCAUUGACUACGAGUACACUGGCUACAACUACCAAGCAUUCGACAUCGGCAACCACUUUAACGAGUUUGCAGGUGUGAACAGCGUGGAUUACAGCCGCUAUCCUGCGCGGGAGACCCAGCUGCAGUGGCUGCGUUUCUACCUCCAGGCGCAGAAGGGCACAGCUGCGACCCCUCGGGAGGUGGAGCGGCUCUAUGUGCAAGUCAACAAGUUCGCCCUGGCCUCCCACUUCUUCUGGGCCCUCUGGGCGCUCAUCCAGAGCCAGUACUCCACCAUCAACUUUGACUUCCUCAGGUACGCAGGGAUCCGAUUCAACCAGUACUUCAAGGUGAAGCCUCAAGUGUCAGCCUUGGAGAUGCCAAAGUGACCCGCUCCCCAAUCCUCUCCUACCCGUCUGUGUAGCUCUGGGGUCUGCAACCUCGGACAAGAGCGGAGAGGGGACAGGAAGAUGCCAGGAAGAAGGCCCCCUGGUGGAUGCCACCUAAGACCUCAUUCUCCUGUCUGGAGAGGCUGACAGACCCCAUCGCCAGGGGCUCCUACACCUCUCCAGGCUGGGAAGGAAGUGCCUGCAGACCGCCAGGGCCAGGGCCACCUCUGCUCCAGAGAAGCACACUAUUCCCAGCCCUAGGCCUGCUGGUACUGGGCUGCCUUAGAUGUGUCUUUGACCCUUCCUGGCAGGGGAGGGAAGGGUCCUUUCUACCUCCGCUGCGCUACCCCAGCCUCCAGCGUGCCCACACCUCCCUGUGCCAGGCCCCACAUGGGAGAUGCUGAGCCCCAAGCCAACCUCUGGCCAACCCUGACUGCUUAAUGUCCACAGUCUAGGGAAGGGACCUGGAAUCUAACCCGGUGGCUACAGCUUCCUGGCCCAAGCCCGCCCUCACGCCCAGACAACACCUUUUUCCCAAGCUGCAGACAGAAAAUAAUUCCUUCCACGCUGUUCUCUGCAACCUGCUGGCGAGGCAAGGAUGUGGUCAGGCUGACCCUCCAAAGCCUGGCUCUUGUGGCUUGGCAGAGGAGACAUGGCUAAGGGUAGAGAGGCUGGUACCAGGGCCUCCCUCCCAAAGGUCUGCUCCCUAUCUUUACCUUUCAUCCCAGAGUUGACCCAAGAUCUUCCCACUUGGGAAUGACUGACUGGGGUCCAGAAGCAGGAGACCAGGGGUGUUGGUCCUUCACACAGGGACCUGGGCAGGACCAGAUCAUGAAAUUGCCUCCAUCUCCCUUCUGUCCUCAAAACUUCUCCAGGGUCCUCCUGGCUCUGGCUCAUGAAAGUGUCUCAUUUGUAAAUUAUCAUGGUUUUAUGCAUUAAAGUGCUCCUUUCUGGA
Messenger RNA from Octodon degus (degu), 2257 nucleotides. It is a transcript of the gene Etnk2, whose product is annotated as ethanolamine kinase 2. The transcript is spliced from 8 exons. Gene Ontology annotation, molecular function: ethanolamine kinase activity. The record is from RefSeq and is a predicted model, not a curated record. NCBI's taxonomy places the organism in Eukaryota, Metazoa, Chordata, Mammalia, Rodentia, Octodontidae. Gene Ontology annotation, cellular component: cytoplasm. Bases 142 to 1302 code for a protein of 386 amino acids. Gene Ontology annotation, biological process: phosphatidylethanolamine biosynthetic process.